UAAACAGUAAACAAAUGUCCCCAGUCCGCGCGCCCACACAUCUACGUCCUCUAUCAAACGUCGUCUUGAGAGUCAAAGAAAAGGCUUUUAACCAUGAAAGUACACCAGUUUAAUGCUUUCUAUCGAUCCUUUGAGGCCGUAACGUCUCAAGAACAAACAACGACUUGUUGCCUUGUUAGUUUUCUCAGGCUGACAAUCCCGAACUAAUCCCGAUCCCUUGUUCAACCGGUGGCUAGGCAGAAAAUUCCGCACGGACCAAACGAAACACGAUAAUCAAUUCUCUCCUAUCUCAAUCAUGGCAGAUCCCUCACGGUUGAAAAUCAUCAAAGAUAAUCCUAUUGGGAAAGGCCUGGAUACUUUCCGCGCUUCGUUUACCUCGGUCUGUAAAAAACAGAGCCUCCCCCUGGCUCUCGACUCGCUAGGCAAGCUCGAUCAUAAUGGUAGUACAACCCAGUUGUGUUGACGUGCAAUACUGACUAUUUUGCAGGGCUCCAUACCAUCACUUUUGUGCUUCUCUCGAUGUUGCAGGUCCUUCCGGCCGCUUUUGUGCUUUCUUCCCGCGGUGGAAAGCCCCUUUCCAGCGAACUGCUAAGACUAAAUUCGGCGAUCGAUUCCAAUCGAGAUGACUCUGAUCUCGACCGUUUUAAACCUCUCUUGAAGGCAGCGCUCGCAGAAAAUCUCGACGAUGUGCUCAUCUGGGAUCAGGUCUACAGCGCCGUCAUCCAAUCCACCCCGCCUCCCCAAUCGAUAGCAGUUUUCCUUCGACAGACCCCAUUGAUCCGAAACAUAAGCAGCUUUGCGAAUACUUCUGAGUAUCGUAAGCACGUGGGUGGGGUGCUUAAAGAGGAGCUUGGCCCUAUGUAUGUUGGGCUCCACAAUUUCUACGAGACAUAUUUUGGAGAUGUUGCAGACCUUGAGACGGCUUCUGCCGCGGUUUUCAAGCUAUGCAUGGAAGGCGAUAGUCACUCACUUUUUUGUGAAGGGUGGCGUGGAUGGCCCGAGGAUGCAAAUCAGGAUGAUGUCUUGAGCUGGUUUUCGGAAAUAACCGAGAAGCUGGCAGCAUUCGCAGAGGACUACAAGUCCACACCGACACGUCACCGAAGGCCACUGGCACAGCCCAGCAGGCUGGUUGGCGGUUCUACAGCAAAGCGCAAGGUUGACGUCUGCUUCGUGAACGAUCACAAGGCUUUGAAAGACUCGGAAUACCAUUGGUCCAAGAUCCUCGUGCCAGGGGAGCUGAAGAGCAACCCAUCAGCCGAUAUAGCUUCAGAGGCAUGGCUUGAUCUCGGGACGUAUGCAAGAGAGGUGCUCGCUGCCCAGGAUACUCGUCGCUUCGUUUUGGCAUUUACCAUUUGCGGAUCUCUUAUGAGGGUAUGGGCGUUUGAUCGGCUCGGAGGGAUUGCAUCCAAACAAUUCGAUAUCAACAAAAAUGGCUUGCAAUUUGUAUCCACGAUCCUGGCAUUUUUUUUGGAUGAAUGAAGAACAACUUGGAUUCGAUCCUACAUUUAUUACAGAAAAUGGUUUGCGGUUCAUUGAAAUUCAACGGAAUGGUAACACGGAGCGACUCAUUAUCGAUGGCUUGAUGAUGCGGGCGCGUUGCAUAUCAGGCCGGGCAACGACUUGUUGGAAGGCCCAUCGCGAGGGAGAUCCGAACAACCCGCUUGUUAUCAAGGACUCCUGGCAGUACACGGAGCGUGAGGAAGAAGGAGAGUUGCUCCGAGAGGCGACUGACAAGGGUGUGCGCAAUGUAGCCCGAUACUAUCACCAUGAGACUGUCCGGGUUUUCGGUAUGGAUGACGACGUUCAAAGCAAUGUUCGGAAGGGACUGGAUGUCACGAAGGCGGAAAAUUACUGGCCGGGACGUUUCGUGAUAUCCCCAAGAACGAGUACAACUGGUGCAAGGAAAGGUCGCAGCAGUGGCACCCCCCGUAUGAAGCGGUUAUCCAGCCAGACUGACGCCCCUCUGCCGCCUAGCAAGCGAUCCUGUUCGACAUCUUCGACGAAGGCCGAAAGUAAUGUUUUAUCAAAUCGAGUGCAUAGGCGUGUCAUCCUUGGUGAUUAUGGGGACCCGAUCUACAAGGCUAGCACCCCAGCAGCUCUACUCAACGCGCUGAAGGACUGCAUUGAAGGGCACGAGUCUUUGCAUAAGGCCGGCUUCCUCCACAGAGACAUUUCAAUCAACAACCUCAUGAUUAAUGAAGACAAAGAGAACCCUUCCUGGCCUUCGUUCUUGAUCGACCUCGACCUUGCGAUCAAGGAAACACGGGUGGAGGCUUCUGGCGCCAGAGGCAGGACUGGCACUAGGGCUUUCAUGGCUAUCGGGGUCCUCUUUGGCAGGCAGCAUUCCUUUAUGCAUGACCUCGAGUCAAUCUUCUGGGUGCUUUUUUGGAUCUGUAUUCAUUAUAAUGGACCAAAUCAGGGAAUGGUGGUUGAAGAUUUCGAGAACUGGAACUAUGUGAAUAUGAAAACGUUGGCCAGACUGAAGUUUGGUAUUAUAGGGGAUGAGGCGCUGCUCAUGGACGCGGCCACUGAUAAUUUCACGCCUUAUUUCCAGCCGCUUAUUCCAUGGGUGAACAGGUUGCGGGAGGUUGUCUUCCCGAAUGGCAUGUGGCAUAGACAGAAUGACAAAAGGCUCUACUCCCAAAUGAAAGAGAUUCUCCAAGAGGCAUGCGAGAACUUGACUUGAUAGACAAGCUUGAUGGAAGGGAUAUCGGCUGUUAUCGUGACCUGGCGAAAGAUCGACGACACUGAGACUCGCAGGCAUCUGCAGGACCGAACCAAUAAGCCAAAAAGCAUGGUCGGGGCAUGUGGGCCUGGCAAUUCAUGGGACAUGGGCAGAGCAAAUGUAUUAAAGGAUUUCAAGGCCUAGCGAACAAAUCGCAUUGUUGUGAACGGUUGCAUAUCUACUUACGUGAGAACAUGCGGGUUUCUCUGGCCGAAAAGCAAAGGGAGUUAGUAUUCGAGCUCAGAUAUUGUCGCGCUUGACUUUCGAAUCUCGGGAGGGCAUGAUAAGGUCCUGCUGUUGUUCUUAGCAGCCGUGCAAAACCAUAACGUAGAUCAACGAGCCUAAGAUGUCAACUAGGCGACCAGCUGAAGCGCCGGGAAUGGAACGGGCGCUCCGGUCACAUUCCAUUUGGGUCGGAGAUUUGCGGCCUGCGAAAAAGUCGUCGAUGGCCCGUUGAGCCCAAGAGUUCCGUGAGGGAUGAGGCAGGUUCCAAGGCAGCAAACACCCGAUCAGCCUCUUUGAAAAACUUGCAAAUUUCAAGCACUGCAACGCCUGGCCAACUUGAUUGCUCUACAAUCAUUGGAUGGACCUUAGGAGAAGACCAACAUGGAGCUUCUAGCUGCCGCAACGUACUGUGAUGAUGGACGAGAAAGAUCUCACUGGCUUUAGCCCGCCCCGAAUUACAAGAGUCAUAUACAAAAUAGAAGGCAGCUUCAAAUUUGAUACUAUUUAAUUUUAUUACAUACCAUAACCUUCCAUACGAUUUCAAGAGUCUAGUUUUGUGAUAGCUUUUUGGGGUUCAGCAAUCACUUUCACUGUAUUUGCAUCAUCAUAUACAGGUCAUAAAUUUUUCUGAGGGGUAUCGAACGGUGUAGGAUAAUUUAAGGGUAGAGAAGAUUUCAUAUAUAGAGUGAGAAAAUAGAUGUUUCAAAUACCUUUUGGUUAAAUCCUCGUUCUCUUGUAAUUGCUGACGAGAAAUCCUCAAAUGCCCAUGGGUAAGGUUAUUUAUUUAACAAUAUAAAGUUA
Molecule: messenger RNA, 3751 nt
Organism: Sclerotinia trifoliorum
Lineage: Eukaryota; Fungi; Ascomycota; Leotiomycetes; Helotiales; Sclerotiniaceae
Source: the annotation of a GenBank genome assembly